AUGGCACCAUCUGCGGAAGACACGAGUCCUGUUCACCAUGAGGAUCAAUUACAUCCAGUUGAUCUCGAACGAGAUGGGAAGAUCGCAGUGGAACAGCGCGACACACAAGUCGUGGCAAGCAAUCCGGAGCUGGAGAAGAGAGUGCUACGCAAAAUCGAUAUGCACGUACCUCCACUUGUCACGUUCCUAUUUCUCCUUUCAUUUCUUGAUCGCUCGAAUAUUGGCAAUGCUCGUAUUGCAGGCAUGGCGAAAGACCUCGAUCUUGAUGGCGACAAGUAUGACUGGCUUCUGACUAUAUUCUAUAUAUCAUAUAUCAUAUUUCAGGUCCAAGCAUUCAUGUGGAAGAUUAUCAAGCCUCAUAAAUGGGCGUGCAUUAUCACUUUGGCAUGGGGUAUUGUGGCUACUUGCCAGUCUGCUGUUCAGUCAUGGGGGGGUGCCAUGGCUCUAAGAUUCCUCCUUGGUGCAGCAGAAGCAGGCUUCGGCCCGAGUGUCCCAUAUCUCCUGUCAUUCUUCUAUCUCAGAAAUGAGCUUGGGUUUCGCAGUGGCAUAUUCCUUGCGGCCGCCCCUUUGGCAAACACUUUUGCUGGAGCUCUUGCAUAUGCAGUCACCAGCGGUCAUUCCAAGCUCGCAAACUGGAGACUUCUUUUUCUUGUCGAGGGUAUACCGACUAUCCUCGCCGCGCCAUUGGCCUGGUACUUUCUACCAGAUAGUCCAACCAAAGCUCGAUUCUUGACGGAAGAAGAGAAAGAAGUCGCUCGGGCUCGAGUCAUUAGGCAACAUGGUCAUGUUGAUGAAAACAGCAGAAUCAAUUUCAGAGAGAUACUUCAAACUUUGUGCGACUUGAAAGCCUGGCUGACAGCUCUCAUGUACUUUUCUUGCAAUGUCUCAUACUCUUCAUUGCCAGUCUUCCUACCGACCAUUCUUAACGAAAUGGGGUUUUCAUCAGUCAAGGCCCAGGGACUAUCUGCACCGCCUUAUCUCGUUUCUACCGUGGUGACGGUAUCGAGUUCGGUUGCUCCGAGAUAUUUCGGAACAUUCUUGGCCGCUUGUGUUUUUCCCGUGAUUGCCAAUAUUCUACCUUGGGUUGUCAACAAUCAAGGAUCGGACUCUCGACGUGGAAUGGGUAUCGUCCUGCUCAACGUCGUUGGCCAGUGUGGGCCACUACUUGGCACAAGAGUGUUCCCUACGAGUGACAAGCCACGCUACGUUUCAGGUCAAAGUAUCUGUGCAGGGUUCAUGUUCUUCAAUGCCAUUCUUGCUUUGAGUCUCCGAACUCUGCUUGUUUGGGAGAACAAAAAGCUCGACGAGAAGUAUGGAAAGAAGGGCCAGCAAUCCACAACACACACUGGAACUGAAAAAGGUGUCAUUGAAGCGCCUGUGGGUGAAGAGAAUUACGGAAGUACUUUCAGGUACAUUCUGUAG
Exophiala bonariae is the source of this 1422-nucleotide messenger RNA. RefSeq lists its product as uncharacterized. The record is from RefSeq and is a predicted model, not a curated record. Gene Ontology annotation, molecular function: transmembrane transporter activity. Bases 1 to 1422 code for a protein of 473 amino acids. The transcript is spliced from 7 exons. Gene Ontology annotation, biological process: transmembrane transport. Gene Ontology annotation, cellular component: membrane. NCBI's taxonomy places the organism in Eukaryota, Fungi, Ascomycota, Eurotiomycetes, Chaetothyriales, Herpotrichiellaceae.